AUGUCUUUUAUACUGGACACAGCGCUGGGCAAUGCUGCGCCAUUUCCCUUUCAUUCGGGUCCAGUACCACAGCCAUAUGAGCUCGCGUUGACUCCCGAGUUCAUUCAGCAGACCCGAGUCAGGGUGCGAAACUACAAGCCUUCUAUCGACCUGAGCAAUAGCAGCGAUAGCGAAUGGUCCGAUGGGCCUCCAGCUAAAACCAUAUCUGCCUUGGCCAAAUACUGGGCUGAAGAUUUUGAUUGGUACGAAGUUCAGCAAAAGAUGAACUCAGACUUCUCUCACUACACAGUGACGAUUCCGAAAACGAGCCGCUACGACGCUGAGCUUCCUCUACACUUUGUCCAUGAAAGAUCGAGUGAUGAAAACGCUGUGCCUCUGCUUCUCCUGCAUGGAUGGCCUUCUACCCAUCAGGAGUGGGCCAAGGUCAUCAAACCACUGACUUCGCCCGAGAAUAUAUCCACCAAAUCCUUUCAUACUGUCGCGCCUGACAUUCCCGGCUUUGGUUUCAGUCCAUCUCCGCCCAUCUCCGGCCUCGGCCCUCGUGAGAUGGCUGUCGUGUUCGACAAGCUUAUGGCCAUCCUCGGAUACAAGCGCUACGGCAUAGCCACCACAGAUUUAGGUUGGCAAGUAGGUAUGUGGAUGGUGGAGGAUGUGGGAGAGAACAUCAUCGGUCAUAUGACCGACUUCUUUAUUCCCCAGCCUACUCCGGACGACUUCGAUCGUCUGAAGAGCAAUAAGACGACCUCACAAGAAGCCACGUACCUACAAUCUCUGCAGGCCUAUAUGAAUGGCCACGCUGCAUAUGCUGCUAUCCAGGCACAAGCACCAUUGACGUUAGCUUUAGCUAUGUCGGAUUCUCCUGUCGGCUACGCGGGCUGGAUAUGGCACUUGAUGCACACCGUUAGUGAUGGAUAUGCAUACUCGUACGACGAGGUGAUUACGUCUACGAUGCUACUCUGGAUUCAGGGUACAUAUGGAAACUUGAGGACAUACAAGGAGUUUUACAAGCCUGGUCUCAUGGACUUUCCACGCACGAGCGUCCCAACAGGAGUCUCCCAAUGGCUGAAUCCAAGCGGACCAUAUCCUGAGAUGAAAGAUUUUCCUUUUGCUCCCAGAGAUUGGAUCGAGCGUGUCGCCAACGUGGUUUACUUCUCAGGUCACGACUUUGGGGGCCAUUUUCCAGCUGUGUCUCAGCCAAAGUGUUGGGUUGACGACACUCGAAAGUUCUUCGAUUUAAUCACAAGCUAG
Messenger RNA from Akanthomyces muscarius, 1248 nucleotides. RefSeq lists its product as uncharacterized. The coding region runs from base 1 to 1248 and encodes 415 amino acids. NCBI's taxonomy places the organism in Eukaryota, Fungi, Ascomycota, Sordariomycetes, Hypocreales, Cordycipitaceae. The record is from RefSeq and is a predicted model, not a curated record. The transcript has 3 exons. Gene Ontology annotation, biological process: epoxide metabolic process. Gene Ontology annotation, molecular function: epoxide hydrolase activity.